This is a messenger RNA of Limulus polyphemus (Atlantic horseshoe crab), 2507 nucleotides long. RefSeq names its product neurofibromin-like. The annotation marks the transcript as partial. Lineage: Eukaryota; Metazoa; Arthropoda; Merostomata; Xiphosura; Limulidae. The record is from RefSeq and is a predicted model, not a curated record. The transcript has 19 exons.
GGCGGUGUUACGAAUGAAGAAAUAACCAGUUGUUGUUACUUUAUGUUAAUGUGUUUUGAAAUCUUUUCCACUAUGGUCACACAAAAACCAGUGGAAUGGGUCUCUGCCCUCAUUAUAAGAUUCGAAGAACAGCUUCCUUGCAGAAGUGGACCUCAAACUACACAUUCUCGUAUCAAUGUGGAACAGAACAAGGAGAGCCUAAUUAACAUCAGCAAGCACAAAUUUUCCAUGGUAAUAUCAGGCUUAACAAGAAUCUUACACUCCGUUAAUGAAAUGCGCACACACGGUCAAAUUCAACCAGAAUUUGAAAACAACUUUUAUGAAUCCCAGUUGAUUGUAUUAGACACACUGGAAAAAUGCUUGAGUUGGCAACCCAAAGAAACAACAAGGUAUGAUGAAGCAAUGAAUGUGAAAGCACUGUUGAAAGAAUUGUGUCAGUUUAUUGACAUGCCUAAUGAGAAUCUAAUGGUUGUACAUCUGAAAAACCUUGCUUCAAAAGUUCUCUUUGCCCUGAGCUUGAAUAACUUUGGAGCUGUCUUCAGUAGGAUAUCUGCCAGACUUGAAGAACUUUCGAAAACGAACGAAGAAAACCCUGACUUUAUUGAUAUCGAACUAGUCCAACAUAUUAACGUGGAUGUAGGAAAACUCGUUAAACUUCUGAAUGAAAUAAACCAGAAGCUCAAGUAUCUGAAGAAAAAUGCUCAUCAUAUCCUUAUGGUCAGUUUGGAAAAGGUCAUUUGGAGCUGGAUGGACACAUAUCCUCAAGAAUUCAUGGAACUCCAGAAAAAACCCAAUGAAGAAUUAGCAGAUUGCUGUGAUAGGCUCUUUGAACUACUUGACAGUUUUGCAGAAAGCAACAAGAAAAAAGCAUCUGUUUGGCCUCUUCAGAUAAUGUUGCUGGUCUUAUGUCCAAAAAUUUUAGAGGAAAUUGUCAAUGCUGAUUCAGGAGCUCCUUGCUCACCUAGACAUUUCAGAAAGCGUCAGUUUGUUGAGAGCGUGAAGAAAGCCCUUGUCCCACAUGCCACCAGCAAACAGUUAACAGAGGCAGCUGCCAUGACUUGUGUGAAGCUGUGUAAAUGUUCUACUUAUAUUAAUAUUCUUGACAGCAACAAUGUGGUGUUUGCAUUGGUUCAGUCAGUUAUCAGUGACCUCAAGUUUCUUCUUUUCAACCCCAGUAAGCCAUUUUCUCGCAGUCAGUCAUCUUUAAACCAGGAUAUAGACUUGAUGAUCGAUUGCUUUGUCUCCUGUUUUCGCAUCAACCCUCACAACAAUGAAGCUCUUAAAGUUUGUCUCAACCCAAAUUUCCCUUCUACCUAUCAUUUUGUUCUUGUGUGUUCUCUUUACCGUAUCAUAACUCAACCCCGCCUCACCUGGUGGCCAAAAAUCGAUAUUGUCUAUAACAAAGCUCCAGAUCUUCGUUGCAUGUUCAAUGACACUGUCACAAAAGUCACCCAGGGUUGCGUUAGUCACAACCCUUUACGUAUGAUUCAGAGCCUCACACUGAAGGAGAAAGUCAGCACACUCAAAUUCAAAGAGAAAUCGUCCGAGGAUUCACUGAGCUACAAGAACUUGUUACUUUGGAUGGUGAGGUUGAUUCGUGCAGCCCCUAUGUUAAUGUUGAAUAAUCAAGGAAAAACAAGACACGAAAUACAAAGCAGCACACAAGAACUCAUCAACGGUCUUGUUGCUCUCGUCCACCAGACGUCUAUGCCUGAUGUCUCUCAGGAAGCCAUGGAAGCUCUAUUAAUACUUCAUCAACCAGAUAACAUUGAAAUGUGGAACCCCGAAGCUCCUAUUAAUACAUUUUGGGAUGUAAGCUCCCAAGUCCUGUUUUCCAUAUCCCAGAAACUUAUACAGCAUCAGAUAGUGAAUUACUGUGAGUUGCUCAAGUGGUUACGGGAAAUUCUCAAGUGUCGGAACGCAUUUCUGUUAAGGAAUAAAGAUUACGCUAACUUGGGUAGCAAUGUGGCAGUCUCUAGACAGGCACAUAUCAAACUGGAAGUGGUGUUUUUCAUGUACCUGUGGAGCAUUGAGAUCGAUGCCGUUCUUGUUACAAUGUCCUGCUUUGUACUCUUGUGUGAGGAGACCGACAUCCGUAGAGGUCAGGAUGACUUAUCUGUUACUUACCUCUUACCAAACUACUGUGUUUACCAAGAACUGGCUGCGGCGAGCACUGUUCUCACAACGGGGCGGGCAGCUUUACAGAAACGGAUCAUGGCGUUGCUUAGAAAAAUUGAACAUUGCACUCAAGGGUGUUCUCAGGCCUGGGAAGACACGUUUCUGAACUGGGAAGUGGUCACGAAGCUGCUAAUUAGUUAUCCAAAGACAAAAUUAGAAGAAGGCCAGAUAUGUGAAGGAUUUCAUCGUACUAUUGGCAAGAGGAGAGCUUCCCAUCAAAGCACGGAACAUGAUCUAGAGGACCAACUGAAUGAAUGGGCCAACAUGACUGGCUUUUUAUGCGCUUUGGGAGGGGUCUGCUUACAAAGGAAGCCAUUGCCAAGACCUAG